Messenger RNA from Mercenaria mercenaria, 1692 nucleotides. RefSeq lists its product as uncharacterized. The coding region runs from base 1 to 1692 and encodes 563 amino acids. The transcript has a single exon. Lineage: Eukaryota; Metazoa; Mollusca; Bivalvia; Venerida; Veneridae. The record is from RefSeq and is a predicted model, not a curated record.
AUGCGUGUACAUGUUUUCGGAAAUUCACCAUCUCCUGCAGUUGCGACAUACGGUAUUCGUCAAGCUGUGUGUGGUCAUAACUCGGACAUUGAUUGUGAUGAUGUGUGUGACUACGUCAAGAAUAGCUUUUAUGUUGACGACGGGCUGGUUUCAAAGGCGCAUGAAAAUGAAUUGAUAAGUUAUAUCAAACGGACACAGGCAAGAUUACAAGACGGAGGUGUUAUUCGACUCCAUAAGAUAGUGUCGAACAGUACAGCUGUUUUAAGCAGUUUUCCACCAAGUGACUUAGCAAAGAACAUUACUGAAAUUGACUUUAGUUCGGAAACACCAUGUAUACAAAAAAGUUUGGGUCUGAGCUGGAAUGUAGUGAAAGAUGUAUUCUCAUUUCAGGUGUCUACAGAUAAGAAACCGUACACCAAAAGGGGUCUGCUGUCUACUAUAAAUGGAUUGUUCGAUCCCCUUGGUUAUGUAGCACCAGUUAUAUUAGGCGGUCGUCUUAUAAUGAGAAAGGCCAUCCAAGACAAUAAUCUGGGUUGGGAUGAUCCAUUUCCAGAAAACUUAAAGAGAGAAUGGACAGACUGGCAAAAAUCUCUUGUUCAUCUUGUGCAGCUGGAAAUACCACGUGCCUUUACAGAAAUGUCAUUUGAACAAAGUACAAAACACGAACUUCAUGUAUUUUCAGAUGCAUCCAAGGAGGCCAUCGCCGCAGCGGUCUAUAUUCGUAUAUAUGAAUCAACCGGAAAUUCUCACAUUGGUUUUGUACUUGGAAAAUCUCGGUUAGCUCCUACCCACGGACAUACAAUUCCAAGCUUAGAGUUAUGUGCUUCUGUAGUAGCUACAGAACUAGCUGCAUUUGUACAGAAAUAUUUAGACAUACCAUCUCGGUCAACAUAUUUCUACACAGAUAGCCAGGUAGUCUUAGGCUAUAUAAACAAUGAAUCACGUAGAUUUUAUGUGUAUGUGGCAAAUAGAGUUGAUAGAAUCUUAAAGUUGUCGUCGCGUAAACAAUGGAACUUUGUGCCUACUGAAAGAAACCCAGCAGAUCAUGGUACACGUCCAGUGAGUACAAUCAAUAUGAAGGACUGUAAAUGGUUGACAGGAAUAGAAUCUGGGUUGCAAAGAAAUAUUGAAAAUCAACAUGUACAGUUUAAACUAGUAGAGCCUGAAGAAGAUGUAGAAGUUCGUCCAGUAGUAAAAGUGAACAAGAUAGAAGUGAGAAAGGCGAAUCUUGGUGGACAUCGUUUCGAGCGUUUUUCAUCCUGGAAUAGACUGGUUCUAGCAAUUUCGUGUUUGAAAAGAAUUGCAAGUAAAUAUCAUAAAACUGUACAGGAUGAUACAAGAAACAAUGUAGAAUUCAAGAAAGCUGCAGAGAUUAUGAUUCUAAAAGAAGCUCAAAGGGAAUCCUAUUCUAGAGAAAUAGAUUUAUUAAAAACUGACAGAUCAGUUGCUAGAGACAGUAGUUUAGUGAAGCUCUCACCUGUUUUAGACUCCAAUGACUUGUUAAGGGUUGGUGGUAGAAUAAGAAAUGCCAGGUUAGACACAGGGGAGAAAACUCCUAUAAUAAUACCAGGAAAGCAUCAUAUCGCAAUGAUUCUAGUUAGACACUUUCACCAGCUGAUAUCUCAUCAGGGUCGUCAUCUGACUGAAGAAGCAGUACGUUCAGCUGGAUAUUGGAUUACAGGUGGAAAAUGA